AUGCUCGAGGAAGGUGACGGACUCGGAAUUGAAGGCGUCGACCGCUGGACAAUGCAUAAAUGGUGCUUGCUUUUGUCUGUGUGCAGCGUCUUGGUCUAUGGCGUGGCCGGUCUCGUCUGUGCCAUCAUGACAUGGUUUCGGACUUGGGAACGUGCAGAUGUGAUGUACGUCGCGGACAACGACAUCCUGAUUCUCAUCACACUGGCGUCAUCGAUUCUGCUCCUGAGCUUUCUCGUCGGGAUCAGCGGCACUGUCUUGAACUCUCGUCCCAUUCUGGCAGUAUAUGCUCUCCUCCUCUGGCCAGCGUUCCUGUCAAUCCUUGCCAUAGGCUAUAUGGCCUACAAGAGGAACACCUUCUCCCUCGAUCGGAAGCUCAACCUCGCCUGGAGCCAGUGGUACACGCCCGUCGGCCGGCUAAUCAUCCAAGACGCACUGCGCUGCUGCGGGUACUACGAUGCCCUGCACGAAGCCACCGCGAGCGAACAGUGCUAUCCGCGGACGCCGCUGCCGGGGUGCAAGGGCAAGCUUUACCGAUUCGAGCACGAGAACCUUGCCACCAUCUGGUCGACGGCUUUCGCACUCGUGCCGAUGCAUGUGCUGAACAUCGCCAUCUCGCUCCUAUGUGCCAACCAUGUUACAAAGUCGUUUGGAAAGGGCAUCAUGCCGAAACAGUACUGGCUCAGCGGCGCGGAUGUCAGAGCGGGCGCGGAGAGACUGAUGAGCAGCGCGCAUCCCGUCGCGCGCCCAAGUCUUUCGAGGCCAUCGUCGAGUGGAGUGUUCCGAGAGGACCGGUAUGUUUCCCUGCCGUUUCGGGAUGGUGGUGCGCCCGAUUGUAGUAGGAGUGCGGAAGCCUGA
This is a messenger RNA of Laetiporus sulphureus 93-53, 855 nucleotides long. RefSeq lists its product as uncharacterized. The transcript has 2 exons. Lineage: Eukaryota; Fungi; Basidiomycota; Agaricomycetes; Polyporales; Laetiporaceae. The coding region runs from base 1 to 855 and encodes 284 amino acids. The record is from RefSeq and is a predicted model, not a curated record. Gene Ontology annotation, cellular component: membrane.